AAUAGAGGCUAAAGAACUGGGCUUACGUUUAGCUGUGAAGGUGUUACUGUAAUUUCGGGCCUGCUGCUAUCUGUAAGUAGAAGCUGAGGUUUGGGAUGUUGCUUUAUUUUAAGCCUGACAGAGCUUUGAAUUGAUAUGUUGAAGAGCUGCAGUUGUAUUCACUUGUGAUGGGAUUUCUUGGGCGUGUACUGUAGAGUGCUUUAGAUUUGAUUAGGACAUAUGUAGGGACAAAGGCAUGUUCUGGGUUUUGGCAUUUUUAUUUUAGUGGUCUAAUAUCUCUAAUGACGAAAAGUGAGGAAGAUACAGAUAUAUAUUAUUUUAUUCAAACACUCUGAAAUAUGCUGACAAGAAGGUGUGUUCUAAAGUUAAACUAUGUGCAUUAAGUCAAAAGGCAAAAAGCUUUCAUAGUUUAAUGUAGGUUUGCAUGUCAGGAAUAACUGUGCAAAUGUGUGUAAAUAGAAAACUGAACCCAUGACCUCCUCUGUGCCAAUAAUCUCAAACACUGCCUCGAUUGUUGUAGCAGGUGCUGGUAGCCGUGCCGAAAAAGAGGAAAACAACCAAAACAAAACAAAACUGAAGCAUCUGAAUAGCUACAACAUGCCCAAACUCCUGAUUGAUUACAUUCUUAUAUUCUCUCCUGACCCAUGUGUAUGGCGGGCACUGAUAAUUUUCCUGCAUGCCCGCUUCACACAUGCACAGGCCUGCCAUUGUCGAGGCUGGCCUUGGUGACUGAAGCACCAUUACUCCUCAAAUCUAAUCAGAUUUCCUUAAGUGGAUAACAAGCGUGUCUCCGGCAUUUACAGUAGUGAGAAAGCUGAAGUGAAACCAGGACAAUCCGCUGUCACACAAAGCAGAUGUGGUGUGCAGCGGUCCUGGCAUCCCUCCUGCUAUCCAAAGUGGAAAAAAAUGUUGAUUGGCUAACAACUGGCAUCUUGUUUAGCCUGGAGAACUCAGAUAACAACUCUUAGUCACUACUGACAAGAUGAGUAUUGUGAUGAGCCUGGUCUUAGUUAGGUGGCUGAGUUGUGAAUAAGGUCAGCUAGUCUAGCUGACAAGGGGGAAUUUAAUGCUGACUUUUAGCAUAAAGACCAAUUCUAAAGCUGUCAAAGCUAAAAACUCCCUACAGUUCAGCAGCUUUGUGCCAGACAGCAUUUGAAGAAUAAGAAGUUUGGUCUGAAAGCAUGACGAUAUAAAGGAUAGCUGCAUAACAAAUCAGUUCUGACUAUUUUUUUUUCCUGAGGCAGCGUAAAAGAAGAAGUAACACUUGGACUGUUCUAACCAACAGCUGAUGAUACUUUUUUUUGGCAUUUUAAAUAAGCUAGCUGCUUUCCUCAUCUCGACAUAAACGACACCUGUCGCCUGUUUUUAAGGCUGAGUACUGUGAUCUAAAUGUGUUACCAUGAAAUUAGGAACACAUUAAAUAUCGGCAUUUUCAAAUCAUGUUCGAGUAAUACUGGUCUGGCCAAUCGAAGCUUCUUGAGCUUGUUGUUGCUCAGUUUUUGGUGGGUCCUGAUUCCGUCAGUCCCUGAAAGAGCAUCUAUUCCAUGGUUUAAAAUAACUGAGAGCUUGCUGUUUUGACCAGUAAAUAAAACAGAUUUGGGAGGAAGUACGCGAGACACAGGCAAACUGACCAACCUAUUACAGUCAACAAGACUACCAUUCUUAAAUCAUAGCACUUCAUGUACUCCCCUAAAUACUCUGCAGCCCCUAAACUAAUAAAGCAAGUCACGACAGCAACCGUCUUUGUGAGCACCAACAAGCAUGAAAAUUUGAUAUUUUAGGAGGGAUGUUCUUUCCUAAAUUUGCCCUCAACUUACACCAAAGGAUACUUCAAAAUAGAUUUACUGCAGUUAUUGUAUGGGGAACGCAUAAUACUAAACUAUUUACUUUAAAAGCCUUGAAUGAAUUGAAAGGCUUGGUUAAAAAUGGCAUUGGAGGAGUUAUUUAAAAACUUCACUGGGGAACAAGGGUCAAUUGUGCUGCCACAACCCCUACAGAGGGUUGCAGAGGACUUUGGGAGAUCACCACUGAUUGGUCAACCAGAAAGAAAAGGGCGGUCUGAGGGAGUUAGUGAUAGAUGCUAAAGGCAGAUACCCUGCAGUGAUCAAACCUUGGAUGAUCUAACAGUCCAGUGUUUGAAGUGAUUAUCAUUGCUACGCAACAUAAAGGCUUACACCCAGCUUUGGGCCUAAUUAGUUCACUUAGGGCCCUUUAUAAAGAGCUGGUAGGGAGACUGGAAGGGACAGACACUCACUGAGAAGUCACCAGAUCAACAGGAUAGCAGCAGCAGCAGCAGCAGCCGUGGAUCCCUAAAGUUGACCUGCUGCCACACCAGAACAAAUCAAUUUGAAGAUUAUCUGCUUUUCUGAGAAUGCCACACUUAAGUGACUGCAGUUACUACACAAUGCGGGAUGCAACCAGAGCUUCAAAUGUACAGAGCCACCUGGAGAACUCCAAGUUCCAUCUCCACCAGAGCCAGAAUCAGCCCGUGAAGCAGUACCUGACGCUGGGCUCCAAGCUGGCCUCCUCGGCCGCAUCAGGCCACGCCGUGACACAUCCGCACACCCCUGGCCAGGCACUCGCCACCGUGCCGAUCAUGAGGAACGGACACAUGCCCCCUGUCAGUGACAGCAGUAACCCCAACAGCCCUGUUACCCUGCUUACGAUGGCCAAUCAUGACAGUGAGUUUCCAAUGGAUGAAGUUAUUGAUGACCUAAUUAGUCUUGAAUCCGGUUUCAAUGAUGGAGGCUUGGAUUGCAUGGAGCCUAACAUCAUAAUGCAAAACAAUGUGUCUCUCAGCAGCAGCAUGUUGGACGUCUAUGGGGGUGAACAAGGUAUGAACGCCCCUAAUGGUGGACUGAGUCCUACAUCUAACCCUACAAAGCUCACUGUAAAAAGGGAAUACACAGAACACGACACAAGGGUGAUGGCCAAAGAGAGGCAGAAAAAAGACAACCAUAAUUUGAUUGAAAGAAGGCGACGAUACAACAUUAACUACAGGAUUAAGGAGCUUGGAACACUCAUACCAAAGUCGAAUGAUCCCGACAUGCGGUGGAACAAAGGCACCAUCCUCAAGGCCUCGGUGGAGUACAUAAGAUGGCUGCAGAAGGAGCAGCAGCACGCCCGGGAGCUGGAAAGCCGUCAGAAGAAGCUGGAGCAAGCCAAUAGGAGGCUGCUCCUGAGGAUCCAGGAGCUUGAGAUUCAAGCACGAGCUCACGGGCUACCAAACAUGGCCACAGCCUUGGGGACGGUCGAACUUUCCUCCCACCUACUCAAACAACAACAACAACAACAGCAGCAGCAGCAGCAGCAAUCAUCUCCCCAGGCCCAGCAACCUCAGCAGCCAACUCUCUACCAAGAGGACAUCAACAACGACUACCUCCAGAGGAUAGCUGCGGCAUCUGGCGUGCCAUCCACCGCCACCGUCAGCGGGCCGCAGGAUCACAUUAGUGGCACUGACGCCUGCACCACCUUCUCCGACCCGCUGUCCCAUUUCACAGACUUCUUCACCACCACGCUUAAGGAGGAACACCAGCUGGAUGAGAUCCUGAUGGAUGACCCACUGUCGCCGUUUGGCACCGAUCCGCUCCUCUCGGCCGGCUCCCCCGGAGCUGCAUCCAAGGAUAGCAGCCGCAGGAGCAGCUUCAGCUCUGCCGAGGGUGAUGACCUAUAAGGGUGCCCUCAGUCUCGUUAUCACCUAUAAUCCCUGUCGGUAAAGGGCAUCCACGUGGCCUUUAAAUGACUGAGUGAUGGCUCCGAGCAUACAUUUAAGACUCCUACUAGGGUUGCAAGUAAUUUAAACGACAGCUGACAGCACUCCUUUAAAGUGCCACCUGUGCAUUAAGCGUGUAGUUCUUGUCGAUCAGUUGAGUGUUGAAGCUACAGAACACUGACGUUCGCCAAAGCUGAGCGGGAACAGAAACAUCCUGUGAGCACACCACGGACCGGCUGCUCUUUUUAACUUUACUACAGACAGUUUCAACUAUUCUCUGCCUCCCAGACACAGCUGAAAAAGACUUAUAAGAAAAAGGGAGACAAUUAUAAGUACAUAAUGUUAAUGACUACUGUUUUUUAAACACACUGUGGUGGCCACACACUGUAACAUAUGCAAAAUAACCACUAAAAACAUACCAAAGGUGUUUCCUUUCAUGAAAGCAUUAAUUCUUUACAAAAGAUCAUGUUAAUACGUUGCAGAUGGUUGCAUUAUUUGAUGUGCCUUAUUUGACCAGUACUGAUGUACUCACCCCAAUGCCUAACACGUCCUCAUCAGUGUCUUUGAAAUGUUUUUGUUUGAAAUGUUGGUGUAUUUAUAUGUUU
Messenger RNA from Pundamilia nyererei, 4317 nucleotides. It is a transcript of the gene tfec, whose product is annotated as transcription factor EC. Gene Ontology annotation, biological process: regulation of transcription by RNA polymerase II. Gene Ontology annotation, molecular function: protein dimerization activity; RNA polymerase II cis-regulatory region sequence-specific DNA binding; DNA-binding transcription factor activity, RNA polymerase II-specific. NCBI's taxonomy places the organism in Eukaryota, Metazoa, Chordata, Actinopteri, Cichliformes, Cichlidae. The record is from RefSeq and is a predicted model, not a curated record. Gene Ontology annotation, cellular component: nucleus. Bases 2372 to 3673 code for a protein of 433 amino acids. The transcript has 8 exons.